UGCAUUGGUAAUAAGGACACUUGUAUGUGCUACUAUAAUAUGUCCUCCUCCUGCUCCUGUACAAAUUACAACAAUAGCAUCACUAUCCCUGCUGCAGUUAGACCAGUCUACGACUGUGGGCUUUAUAACGACACGUACAUCUGCACUGGUGCUCAGUACCGCAUGUACUGCAACACAAGAAUGCAUUAUUUUGACUACCAGAUAUAUAGAAACCAAAACCAAUAUCAAUGCUGGAGUAAUAACUGUGACUGCGUUGGUAAUAAGGACACCUGUACCUGCUCUCGUAGCACUCUGUCCUCCUGCUUCUGUGAGACUUAUGGUAAUAUUGUUGCUCUCAAUAGAGCAGUUAGUCCAGCUUAUGGCUGUGUGCUUCACAAUGACACGUACAUCUGCACUGGUGCUCAGUACCACAUGUACUGCAACACAAGUGCGCAUGAUUUCUACUACUGGAGAUACCAGUACCAAAACCAAGACCAAGACCAAUACCUGUGCAUGAGUAAUGACUGUAUCUGUGUUGGUAAUAAGGACACCUGUGCAUGCUACAGUAGCACUUUGUCUUCCUGCUUUUGUGAGACGUACAACAAUAACAGCACUAUCCCUACAGCAGUUAGUCCAUUGAGACUCUCUCAAUGUGUGUUUUUAAAUGACACGUACAUCUGCACUGGGGAUCAGUACCGCAUGCACUGCAACACAAGAAUGCAUUAUUUUAACUACCGGAGAUAUCAGAACCAAAACCACUAUGAAUACCAAUGCGGGAACAACUGCGCCUGCAUUAGUAAUAAUGACACUUGUACAUGCUACAGUCAUACCAACUCCUCCUGCUUCUGCGAGUAUAAUAUCUCCACUCCAACCACACUCAGUCCAACUACUACAGGUACGCAUGUUUCUAGACUGAAAUGUGAUGUUUGAUUUUACUGUAUUCAUGUUAUAAUGAUGAGUUCCCUCACUACAGGUCCGUAUAACACCGAUAACAUGCCGGAUCAAUGCAGGAGUCAGAACUCUACAGGAUGUUUUCAAAAUCUUCUUGAAAACAAAGAGAACAUUACAGCGCAAAGUCUUUCUUUGGAUACUGUGACCACCCUUUUGACAACGGCCAUCAACGCUUCAGAGAAGAUUUUAGAGUCAUCAUCAUCAGUCAGCCCAACUGAACUAGCCUCCUAUGGAAACCGUGUGUUAAAAAUUAGCGAGAAACUCAUAUCUACAUUGGUGAAGCCAACAGACACGAGUGACAAUGUCAGUUUUACUCUCGCCACUGUAGAGGGACAAAUCUUCAUGGUUGGACCAAAUGUAGCCUUAGAUAAAAUCCCUCGACUUGACACAACAAGUUCUUCUGUGGACAUCGACCUCAUUGGGAUCGCCAAUAACAACAUUGAAGGAUUUGCUGCUGUGGCUUUCAUGAGUUUUCACACAAUGGAGAAUCUACUUAAGCCCGACUUCUUUAACACAUCAAAUGACGUGGUUAAAACCAUGAUGUCCACUGUGAUCUCAGUUACUCUUCCCAGAACCACCAAUACUAAACUCACCAAACCAGUCAACUUCACCCUCAAACACAUCAGAGAUUCUGCCCCCAGCGGUUCUCUGUCCUGUGUGUACUGGAAUAUCAGCGAGUGGAUUGUAGAUGGUUGUUCUGUUUUAGAGACCAACAGCAACUACACUGUGUGUUCCUGUGUUCAUCUGUCAACAUUCGCUCUGAUGCAAACCAGCCCCCGCCCAUCUGAGAGCGAUCCACGGCUGGACCUGUUAACUUUGGUGUGUGUGACGGUGGGGCUGGUGUUCCUCAGUUCAGCCCUGUUGACCUUUGCCCUUUGUCGGUGGACUCGUAUAGGUGAUUGGAUCGUUGGUCACUCUGGUUGUGUCAGGCUGGUUCCUGGAGGCUAUGUCAGGGAACUGUCAGGCAACAGUACUGGACGUGCUUCUGAAGACUCUGCUGUGGACCCAACAACAUCAAAAGUGUCCCAAGAAAAACAGAACAACGUCACGUUAAACCUAGAACGCGUGAACCAAAAUAUCUACAGCAAUGCGUAA
Molecule: messenger RNA, 2025 nt
Organism: Pimephales promelas (fathead minnow)
Lineage: Eukaryota; Metazoa; Chordata; Actinopteri; Cypriniformes; Leuciscidae
Source: RefSeq, a predicted model, not a curated record